AUGAUGCAGAUUGGUAGGACAGAACAACCUGGGCGCUAGUUGGCAGAGGUCUCACAGGAUGGAAGCUCCGGUCGUGGAAUGAUGGUGGCAGCAGCGAAGAUGGGCCGGACUGGGGCCAUGGUGGUGGCGGCAGAGGUGGCAGGGGCGGGGCAGCUGGCGGUAGAGGAGGCUGUGGUCUUCAGGGGGCUGUAGGUGGAAGCAUGGCUCGCGCCAGCGGCAGGAACGGCAGCGAGGAGGCCCGGGGGGUACUUCAGAUGCCGCAACAGCAGCUUCGAGAGCUGUGUCCAGGAGUGAACAACCAGCCCUACCUCUGUGAGAGUGGUCACUGCUGCGGGGAGACUGGCUGCUGCACCUACUACUAUGAGCUCUGGUGGUUCUGGCUGCUCUGGACUCUUCUCAUUCUCUUUAGCUGUUUUUGCGCCUUCCACCAUCGACGAGCUAAACUCCGGCUGCAACAACAGCAGCGGCAGCGUGAGAUCAACUUGUUGGCCUACCACGGGGCAUGCCAUGGGGCUGGCCCUGUCCCUGCAGGUUCACUGCUCGACCUUCGCCUCCUCAGCGCCUUCAAACCCCCAGCCUAUGAGGAUGUAGUUGACCACCCGGGCACACCACCGCCUCCUUACUCAGCAGCCUCAGGCUGCCCCUUGACUGCUUCCAGUGAAUGCACCUGCUCCUCCUCUGCUUCUAGCUGCCCCACCUACUGCGAGGGAACAAAUGUGGAAGGUGUUUCCUCCCACCAGAGUGCCCCCCCUCAUCAGGAUUGUGAGCCUGGGCCAGGGGUGACCCCUGCCCCCAUCCCCGCCUCCUGCCGCUAUCGCCGCCUGACUGGUGACUCGGGUAUUGAGCUCUGUCCGUGUCCUGACUCCAGCGAGGGUGAGCCAAUUAAGGAGGCUAGGGCUAGUGUCACCUCACCAGAUCUGGAGAGCCAGUUCCCUUGUGCGCCGCCCCUAAAUCCCGUGUCCCAGAUCUCCCCUGUGGGGCUAGCUUCCAGCAGAGGGGACAGCCCAUAAACAGUUUUGGGAGGGUGGGUGGGUUACUUGCCCACCAGAAACAGCCCUGGUCCCAACUCUCUGAGCUCUCCUUGGCCUCUCCCUGCCCUCCUAGAACCUGCUGGAAAGGACUGGAGUCCCACGAAGGGCAGUGCUGGGGGGACUGUGCUAGCUCUACCCCCUAAGACACACACAGGAGCCUUUGAUCUCAUUAAAGAGAUGUGAACCAGC
Messenger RNA from Vicugna pacos (alpaca), 1220 nucleotides. It is a transcript of the gene WBP1, whose product is annotated as WW domain binding protein 1. The record is from RefSeq and is a predicted model, not a curated record. Lineage: Eukaryota; Metazoa; Chordata; Mammalia; Artiodactyla; Camelidae. Gene Ontology annotation, molecular function: WW domain binding.